AUGAUUUUGGUGCAUUCGUUUCGCCGACAACACCAGAGCGAGCGACCUCCAAUGGAAUUACAGGCCAGGGAAAUGCUGGAAGUACCAGAAUCUUCCAAAAGCUAUAAUAUUUCGCCGACAACACCAAAGCGAGCGACCUCCAGUGGAAUUACAAGCCAGGGAAACAUUGGAAUUUCAACAACACCAAAAUUUUUGCUUACACAAAAUUUUGACCAAUAG
Molecule: messenger RNA, 219 nt
Organism: Dentiscutata erythropus
Lineage: Eukaryota; Fungi; Glomeromycota; Glomeromycetes; Diversisporales; Gigasporaceae
Source: the annotation of a GenBank genome assembly